AUGUGUGUGUCGGCAUCCCCCUCUCUCUCUCUCUCUCUCUCUCUCUCUCUCUCUCUCUCGAUCUCUCAAUCUCUCUAUUUCUCUAUUUCUUAUACUCAUACUCUCUCUUUCUCUCAUGCACCAACACAUAUACACUCUCUUUCUCUUUCGCCCUCAUGCAAUUUUAUGGGCUCCCUCUGCUUCUAUCUGAUACAAGCGCUCCCUCUAUUAUACAACACUACGCAAGCUCACCCCCACAGUUACGCCAACGUACUUCUCCUCCCAAAUCUUCUCUCCUCUCAAUUCUUUCUAUUUAUCUCUCUUUUACCACACAUACAUAUUCUUCCUCCACAACAUAGACAUUCACCCUCACUGUCUUUUGCAUUCAUCGACUUUGUUUUUCUCUUACGUACAAACUUUCUUUCUUCUCUUUCUCUCUCUCUCUCUCUCUCUCUCUCUCUCUAUCUAUCUAUCUAUCUAUCUAUCUACCACUCUCUGUCUCUGUGUCAUCCCUUUUAUUGCUUAAUCAAGUUUCUCCUUCUCCCUUUUCUUCAUCAAAUUCUUUUUCUUCUUCUUCUAAUUUGUCUUUUUCAAAUUUUUCUUCAAAUUCUUCUUUUACUUAAAAUUGUUAAAAUUCUUCUUAAAAUUCUCUCUCUACUUCUCAAUAUUCUUCAUCAAAUUCUUCAUCUUCUUCAAAUUAUUUUUCAAAUUCUUCUUAAAAUCCUUCAAAUUCUUCUGAAAAUUCUUCUUAAGAUUCUUCUUUAA
Molecule: messenger RNA, 744 nt
Organism: Acanthosepion pharaonis
Lineage: Eukaryota; Metazoa; Mollusca; Cephalopoda; Sepiida; Sepiidae
Source: the annotation of a GenBank genome assembly